Amborella trichopoda is the source of this 2129-nucleotide messenger RNA. The record is from RefSeq and is a predicted model, not a curated record. Lineage: Eukaryota; Viridiplantae; Streptophyta; Magnoliopsida; Amborellales; Amborellaceae.
UAUAUGAUUUGGAUGUAUUUUGGAAUGACUGGACUGGUUUUUUGCCAUAAUCAAUAUUUUUAUAUUUUUAUAUUUUUCUCUUUUUCUGGAAUUUUUUAAAGUCCCAAACUGUAAAUCGGUUUUCUUCUAAAUCCAUUUUUUUUCUCUUGUUUUAACUUUUCAAAGUUGUUUUAGGUUUCAAUUUACUUUUACUACAAGUUUUUUAAUUUUUCGAAUUUAUUUAUUUAUUUUAAGGUUCAAAAGGGCCUGUACUGGACUGCACUGAUUCCUGAGGACUCCACUGAGUAACUUGCCUCAUCCGGGUGGCAAUUUCCCUGGCCGAGGAGAGUCCCAGCACACUGAUUGUAUGCUUUGCCAGUGGGCCACACAUAGUUGAAGAAAUAGAAUGUGGGAAUUCUCUGUUGGCUUAUACAUGAUCAAUGUUUGGCCUGAUUCCUUACUCCUUGCUGCUAUCUAUGGUGUUGUUGAAACUGCUUCCAUUGCUUUGCUUGGUUCAAAUGUUGGUGAUUGGGUCAAUAGAAUGACAUAUAAGCAGGUUCUUCAAGGUUGGUUGCUUACUCAAAACUUCUCUUUCAUGUUAGCUGGAGGCACAGUGUUUGCAGUACUAUCCUGUAAUGGUUUGAAGUCCACAAAUUUUCCGAUAUUUAUGGUUCUUGUUUCUCUCAUAAACAUUGCUGGGGCCGUUGGUGCUCUUUCAACCCUUGCUGGUACGAUCUUGGUACAGAGAGAGUGGAUAGUUGUAAUUUCAGGCAGCCAAUCUUCUGAAAUUCUGACCCAAAUGAACUCGGUUAUUCGACGUAUUGACUUAACCUGCAAGUUGUUGGCUCCUGUUGUUACUGGAUUUCUUAUAAGCUUUAUAUCCCUAAAAGCAUCAGCAAUAGCUUUUGCCUUGUGGACUAUUUUAUCUGUUUGGUUAGAAUAUUGGCUUCUGUCCUCUGUAUACCAUGGAACUCCAGCUUUGAUGAAGAAAAGUAGGCCAGAGAAGACUGCAAAAACCAAUUCAGAUGAUUCUUUGAGUUGUUCAUUAGAUUUAGAGGAGAGAGGGGAUUCUUCUUCUUUGGAACAACGAGUUCAUUUAACGGGACAAAAUGAGGUUCACACCUCAAAAAGGGGAAUCAUGACAAGGCUCUUGAAGCUUCCUACAAUUGCUGGAUGGCUUGUAUAUACUAGGCAGGAUGUGUUGAUACCUGGAGUAGCUUUAUCCUUGCUCUAUUUUACCGUCCUCAGCUUUGGGACAUUAAUGACAGCAACUUUGGAGUGGGAAGGGAUCCCAGCAUAUGUAAUUGGAAUUGCACGAGGAAUAAGUGCUAUGAUUGGUAUAUCAGCGACACUAUUGUAUCCAAUAUUACACUCACACCUUUCAUCUCUUCGUACAGGACUUUGGUCCAUAUGGGCUCAGUGGUCCCUUUUAUUGGUAUCCAUUGCUUCACUUUGGGUUCAAAAUACAUAUUUGUCAGCAUGGAUGCUAAUGGGAGGAGUUGCCUCAUCACGUCUCGGAUUAUGGAUGUUUGAUUUGUCCGUAAUACAACAAAUGCAGGAUUCUGUUCCAGAAGCAGAUCGUUGUGUUGUGGGGGGUGUGCAGAAUUCACUCCAAUCAAUGAUGGAUUUGUUGGGCUAUGUAAUGGGGUUAAUUAUUUCAAAUCCAAAGGAUUUUGGGGAGUUAGCUAUCAUGUCAUUCUUUUCAGUAACAUUGGCUGCUGUGCUUUAUAGUGUUCAUGUGUACCACGUGCGGAGGCACCUUUUUCACUUCGACAAGUUCUUAAGGAAGUUCCAUUGGAUGAACACAUCACCCUUAAAUUAGAGGUGGUGGAACUCAGAGUGGGCAUGCACUGUGAGAGGUGUAUCAAGGCGAUCAAGAAGGCAGUUAAGAAGAUCGAAGAUAUUGAGACAUACAAGGUGGACAUAGAGCUGAAGAAGCUCACAGUUACAGGGAAUGUAACAACUGAAGAAGUCGUCAGAGAAUUGAAUAAAAUUGGGAAGCCUGCAACUGAAUGGUGUGAUGAGUAGCUGCACUCACCAGUAGAAGCUAUUAGAGGUCUUAUGAGAAAUAGGACUGGGUUCAUUGAUGGUUAUUUUUUGUUGUAUAACAAAUAAAUAUGUGGUUAAAUUUUAUAAAGGAAAAUUUGUUA